CCACCUUCCGCUUGGCGUCACAGCGGGGAGAGCGCCCCGGUCCGAUCCUGUCUCUCGGGCUGCGCCGCGCCGCAGGGCUUGCGCAACACGAUCUUCUUUCUUGGGAGCGCUCCCCGCUUGAGGAGCAGGAGAGGGGCGAGGGGAACCCCCGCGGACGCCCCGACCUGGUGGACCCGGCAGCGAGACGGACUCGGGAGAAAAGGUGAAUGCCAAGAGAGUGGAAGUGGAGCAGUUCCAGGUGUCCUCCAGUGAGAACCAAGUGAGCACAAAGUGAGAGAAGAGAGACUUGCAAAUCCAAUCAGGACAAAAAAGCAUCAGGGAAACCAAGUGAGGAAUGUGAGGAACCAAUCCUGCUUUUCUCAGGGUGCUGGAAAUCACAACCCUUAAUUUCAGAAGGCUGCAAAGUAAGGAAGAGGGGAAGGGAUCUCGGGUGUGGCAAUUUCCCAAAAGACAGAUGGAAAAAACACAUAAACUGUAGAAAAUCCAGAGACCAAAGACAAAGUGUGGAAUAUUAUACAAACCUCCAUGUAGGCAUGAUUUCAAAUGUGUGUAGUGUAAAAUGAUCGUCAGAAACAGCGCAAGCCUUAGUAAGCAUCGGGGAUCCCACACUUAAAGGAACCCAUAUAGAAUUAUGGAAAGUAGACAGAGCUGCAAUUCUGGUGGAAAUCUUAUUAAACAUCCAAGAAUUCACACUGGAGAGAGGCCGUAUACAUGCAUGGAAUGUGGAAAGACCUUCAGUCAAAGUGGAAAACUUUCUCUACAUCAAAGAACCCACACUGGGGAUAAGCCAUACAAAUGUGUGCAGUGUGGGAAAAGUUUCAGCCAGAGUAAACGUCUUAUGAAUCAUCAAAGAACCCACAUUGGCAAGACACUAUACAGAUGCAUGGAAUGUGGAAAGAGUUUCACUGACUGUGGAGGUAUUAUAAAACAUCAAACAACCCACACUGGGGAGAAGCCAUAUAGAUGUAUGGAAUGUGGAAAGAACUUCUCUGAAAUUGGAAGUCUUAGAAGACAUCAAAGAAUGCACACUGGAGAGAUGCCAUAUAGAUGUGUGGAAUGUGGAAAGAACUUCAGUGAAAGUGGAAGUCUUAGAAGACAUCAAAGAAUGCACACUGGGGAGAGGCCCUAUUCAUGCAUGGAAUGUGGAAUGAGCUUCAGCCGGCGAUGUCAUCUUACAAGGCAUCAAAGAUCACACACUAGUGAAAAACCUUUUAAAUGCAUGGAGUGUGGAAAGAGCUUCAAUCAAAAUAGAAAUCUUACAAAGCAUCGAAGGACUCACACUGGGGAGAGGCCUUAUACCUGCAUGGAAUGUGGAAAGAGCUUCAGCCAGAGGUAUAAUCUUAUGAAUCAUAAAAGAACCCACACCGGGGAGAAGCCAUUUAAAUGCAUUGAAUGUGGAAAGAGCUUCAGCCAGAGUGGUCAACUUACAUGCCAUCAAAGAACGCACACUGGGGAGGAACCAUUCAAAUGCAUGGAAUGUGGAAAGAGCUUCAGCCAGAGUAGUCAUCUUGCACGCCAUCAAAGAACCCACACUGGUGAAAGGCCUUUUAAAUGCAUACAGUGUGAAAAGAGCUUCACCAGGAGUGCUCAUCUUACACGCCAUCAAAGAACCCACACUGGUGAAAAGCCUUUUACAUGCAUGGAAUGUGGAAUGAGUUUCAGCCGGAGUGGUAAUCUUACAAACCAUCAAAGAACUCACACUGGGGAGAGGCCCUAUACUUGCAUGGAAUGUGGAAAGAGUUUCACUGGAAAGGGAAAUCUUAUGACACAUCAAAGAACCCACACUGGGGAAAGGUCAUUUAAAUGCGUUGAAUGUGGAAAGAGCUUCAGCUGUAGUCAUUCUCUUAUGAAACAUCAAAGAGCUCAUACUGGGUAGAGGCUAUAUAAAUGUGUACAGGAUGGAAUCAGUGUCUACCGGAGUGAUCAUUUCAUGAACCAUCAAAGGACACAUACUGACAGAAAGCCUUUUAAAUGCAUGCAAUCUGGAAGAAGCUGCCAUUUAAGUGGGAGUCUUACAACCCAUCAAAGAAUCCACACAGGAUAGAGGCCGUAUAAGUGCAUGGAACAUGCAAAGAGCUUCAGAACAGAAUCUUCAUCAUUAUCGAAGGCAUGGGAAUUUAUGGGGAGAGUGUGGCCCCAAAAAGGGAGGUCUUGAAGGUGCCAGUCUUGGUGAUGCCGCUGGUUAGCAAGGGAGGCCACUGCUGUGCAUGUGAAGAGAGUUGGUGAGCGGGCUUAGUCAUAAGACAGACCUUCACAGAAAAGGGACAGUGGUGCAAGGGGGCAAAAGGGGAUACUAGGAGGAGGUGGCAUGAUGGAGAAGGAUUCGUUGCAAGACUACGGUGGAUUAUGAGCUGAGACUUGCGAAGAAUGUCAAGAGCAACACAAAGGGCUUCUACCUUCAUGUAAAUAGGAAGAGGAAGGGGAGACAGGUGGUGGGACCCCUUAAGAGUGAGGGGAUCUGGUAACUAGUGUAAGGGAGCAGGCAUAGAUGGUAAAGUAUUAUUUUGCUUUUGUGUUUCUUCCAAAGUGGAUUGGGGGAGAUUGACCGGGGCGGUGGUGGUGGUAGAUGAAGUUGGGUUAUGGGGACACAGAUUGGGGUCACCCUCUAGAAGCCAAGGAGCUCCUCAGGGCCCUGGAUGACACAAAGGCACUGGACCCUGAUGGGCUACACUCGAGAGUAUUCAGGAAUUGGCAGAGGUGCUCUCGCAUCCAUUGCCCUACAGUUUAGGUGCCUCGUGCAAAGCAGAAGUUCCGGAGGAUUGGAGGGGGGCAUCAGCGGUUCCAGUCUUCAAAAAUGGUAGCAGAGGGGAUAUGGGGAGUUACAGGCCUGUCAGCCUCAUGUCCAUUCUCGGAAAGACAAUGCAAGGCACAUAAUGAGGAAAGCUGUACAAAUCCAGAUGGGGAUGGGAGGUUGCCAGCCACGCAGCAUGGAUUCCAUGAAAACAGAUCCUGUCAGAGAACCGUAUGGAAUUCCAGGAUAGGUCUUGAGGUGGCUCGGCAGAGGCGAUGCAGUGGAUGUAGCUUACCUGUGCACUUUAAUGUGGAAAGAACUUGAGUGUUUAUGGAAACCUUAGUGUGCCUCAAAGAAUGCACAUUGAGGAGAGGCUAUAUAAAAGCAUGGAACAUGUAAAAAACUUCAGCGAAAGUCAAAUUGCAAACCAUCCAAGAACCCACAUUGGGAAAAACCAUUGGAAAGUUUUACUCCACAUCAGAUAAUCUAAAUUGAACAGAAGCCGCACAAAUGCAAGGAUUGCAUAGUUUUAAAAUGUACAGUAUAAGUUCUAUUAAAAUAGCAGUCAGAUUUAACAAUUCAACAAACCAAACCCACAUUAUUUUGAAACUUCACUGACCUAUAAUUUCAUGGAAUCAUCAACAGCAGAAUUGGAAGGGGCCAUGAAGGCCAUCGGGCCCAACCUCCUGCUUCUGCAGGACACCAAUUUAUACUAUUCUGCUUAGAUAGCUGUCCGUCUUCUUUUGAAUGUCUCUACUGUGGGUGAGCUCAUGAUCUCUCUAGGCAACAGGUUCCACUGUUGGAUUUCCCUGACAGUGUGGAUGCUUUUCCCAAUGUCUAGCCUGAAUCUGGGUUGUCACAACUUGAGCUGAUUAUUCUGUGUCUCAAAGUCUGUUAUCAGCAGGAAGAGAUCUUGACCUUCCUCUUUGUGACAGCCUUUGAGGCACUGAGAAGGGGAUUUCAGGUCCCCGCCCCCCAGUCUUAUCUCCUCAGGUUUGCACAUUCCCAGUUUAUUUAUUUAUUUAUUUAUAAAAUUUGUAUGCCAUCCAUUACUUGUGUCUCUGGAAGGCUUACAACCUAGGUCAAGCUAAAAUAGAUAAAGUGACAAUCGCACUCUGGCAACAAAUUAAUAACAUACAAACAAUAAAAACCAGUUCCCAUUAAAGCA
Messenger RNA from Varanus komodoensis (Komodo dragon), 3899 nucleotides. Its product is annotated as zinc finger protein 135-like. The transcript has 2 exons. Gene Ontology annotation, molecular function: DNA-binding transcription repressor activity, RNA polymerase II-specific. Gene Ontology annotation, biological process: negative regulation of transcription by RNA polymerase II. The record is from RefSeq and is a predicted model, not a curated record. Bases 632 to 1876 code for a protein of 414 amino acids. Lineage: Eukaryota; Metazoa; Chordata; Lepidosauria; Squamata; Varanidae.